GAUUUUUCCACAGACUAAGGAGGAUUGGAAGGAGAAGACAAAGGGCACAAAAGGAUGGAUGGAUUCAUAGACCAUAGGUUUAGAAGACUUUGAAAACUCCGAAACAGCCUCGUCUCUGGGCAUUUCUUUCAUCUCUUCCUCUUCUUGAGACUUUUCAUAAUUAUUAUUUGUUAAUUAAUCGAAGAUUAUUUUACUAUUAAUUGCGUUACACGCAUUGGCUGCUCCCCUCCUCCAUUGGCUUUCGGUGCUUCAACUAUUGAGCUUGUUGGCGAAUAAGAGAGAGAGGACACAGAUCAGUUCUUGAGCCAAUUAGUUGAAGUUUGACUUUUUUCGAUUGAUUUGCAUUUUGGAGGUGACCCCAGUUAAAGAUUUGCGUGGAGAUUCUGUUUGAAGUAUACCUCGCACUAAAGUGAGGAUUUGGAUGAGUUCUAUAAAUCAUUGUGGAGAUCCAAUUUUCAUUAAUCAGUUGGAGAUUUUGCAUAAAGGACUAUUUGUAUAUUGGAGAUUGCCCAGGGCUCUAGUCAAUAUUUUGGGUUUCGAUGUCUAAAGUCUCUGAGAUGGUAGAAACGUCCGCAGCUCCAGAUCAGCUGGAUAUCAAGUUUAGGCUGAUUGAUGGAUCGGAUAUAGGCCCCAAGAGUUAUCCUGCUGCUGCUAGUGUGGCGACCUUGAAAGAAAGCAUCCUUGCUCAAUGGCCUAAAGAUAAGGAAAAUGGUCCUCGGACAGUGAAAGAUGUCAAGUUAAUAAGUGCUGGAAGAAUAUUGGAGAACAGUAGAACAGUCGGGGAAUGCAUGAGUCCAUUGUGUGAUGUCCCCGGUGGAGUUACAACCAUGCACGUUGUUGUUCAACCACCUCCUCAAGAAAAAGAAAAGGUGCCAAGUGACCCCAAGCAGAACAAGUGUGGUUGUGUCAUAUUGUGAGAAUCGGCUCUUAAAGCAGCAUUACACUCAGUUGGUUCAGACAGACAGAGGUGGAGAAUGUGGAUUUGGUAGAAUAGAGAGUGAGGUCAAGGGGAUUGCUGACCCAAGUAAGGUUGCUGUUGUUGAGUCCGAUUGAAAACUCCAGGCACAUGUGUCACCAUAUGAGUUUCUGCACUUCCAUUUUCACUUCUUUUGUUGUUCAUCAUCCCACAGUCCAAUUACGUAAUCAUGGCUGCAAUUCAUCAAUUGAAAAUUGUUGCUUCAAAUAAAUGCCUAAUGUGUAAAUACUAUACUGUAAUUCUCGUUCAAUUCAGCAGCUUAGCCUGGGCGCUCAGUUGUGUGCCUUGUGCUUGAAAGUUGAAACUCAGCCGUGAUGUAAUUAGGGUCAAAACUCGCAUUUUUCUUUCUUAUAACUGUACCAGGUGGCGAACCUAAAUAUAUAUAUCUACACAUGGAAGAAGCUGGAUUUAUGCA
Messenger RNA from Coffea arabica (coffee), 1391 nucleotides. Lineage: Eukaryota; Viridiplantae; Streptophyta; Magnoliopsida; Gentianales; Rubiaceae. The record is from RefSeq and is a predicted model, not a curated record.